This is a messenger RNA of Colletotrichum graminicola M1.001, 660 nucleotides long. RefSeq lists its product as uncharacterized. The transcript has 2 exons. Bases 1 to 660 code for a protein of 219 amino acids. Gene Ontology annotation, molecular function: S-adenosylmethionine-dependent methyltransferase activity. The record is from RefSeq and is a predicted model, not a curated record. NCBI's taxonomy places the organism in Eukaryota, Fungi, Ascomycota, Sordariomycetes, Glomerellales, Glomerellaceae.
AUGGGCGAACCCGGCGAGGCUGAGGCCCUCGCCACGCCCGAGUUCUGGAACGAGCGGUACACAAAGUCGGACGGCUCGAACCCGACGCACGAGUGGUUCCGCACCUUUGCCGCCCUCGAGCCCUUCUUCCAAAGGCACCUCUUCUCUCAGAUACCCCCGGAGUCGGCGCCGCGUAUCAUGCACCUCGGGUCCGGCGAUAGUACCAUCCCCGCCGACCUCGCCGAGCGCGGCUACCGGAACCAGCUGUGCCUCGACUUCUCCACCGUGGUCGUCGACCUCAUGGCGGCGCGCCACGCCGCCGUCGACGGCAUCGAGUGGCGCUGGGCCGACGUCCGCGACAUGCCCGACGCCGCGCCCACGGGCUCCGUCGACGUCGCCUUCGACAAGGGCACCAUGGACGCCAUGAUCCACGGCAGCCCGUGGUCGCCGCCGCCGGACGUCCGCGACAACACGGCGCGGUACCUGCGCGAGGUCCACCGCGCCCUGCGGCCCGCCGCCGGCGUCUUCCUCUACGUCACCUACCGCCAGCCGCACUUCAUCCGGCCGCUGCUCGAGGCCGCCGGCGCGUCGUGGGACCUCGACAUGGAGGUGCUGGAGGGCGGGGAGAGCGCGUUUGAUUACUAUGGCUGGGUCCUGCGCAAGAAGGCGGCGGACUCGUGA